Molecule: messenger RNA, 3124 nt
Organism: Trichobilharzia szidati
Lineage: Eukaryota; Metazoa; Platyhelminthes; Trematoda; Strigeidida; Schistosomatidae
Source: the annotation of a GenBank genome assembly
GUAACUCCUUGUAGGUAAGAACCUGCAUUUGAACUUUGUGUAUAUUUUGUUUUGACGUAUCAACAAUUACGCUGCCCAUUAAAUUUAAACUCUUUCAUGCACAAAUCACUUUCUUCUGAAAUCGGACAGAACUGAGAAAUUUCUGCAGCACUCAUCAUCAGUGAUCCAUCACACACUUUUCAAUAAAUUUUGUUUUGCCGAUAGAAUAUGUCUGCUCGAUCCAAAAAACAAAAAGGUUCAGAAGCUGAGAAAAAUGACGGCAGUCCAACAUCCUCCUAUUCAAGAUCUGUUACCAUAGAACGUAGUCAUACAUCGUCAUCCGGUGGAACACCUCGUAAAAGCGCUUCGCGUAGUGAACGGUCUAGCAGUCCAUUAACUAUUAGUCGAUCGGAAGAAAAAGAUGAACUUGCCCAUCUGAAUGAUCGUCUAGCAGGUUAUAUUGACUAUGUCAGAAAAUUAGAGCUUGACAAACAAAAACUUACACGUCGUAUACAAACUGUUACAGAAGAGCGUAUGAGUAAAGUUGAAGAAGCCAGAAAAACCUAUGAAGAUGAAAUUACAGCGCUUAGAAAUUUAGUUGAUGAUCUAGCUAAACAAAAAUCGAAAGCAGAACUUGAUGCAAAACAAUUGAGAGAUGAAUUGAAUGAUAUGAAAUCGAAGGCGAAUAAAAGAGAAUUAGAAAAUCGUAAUUUACAAAGAAAAGUGGAGAGUCUUGAAAGAGAAUUAAGCAAAUACAAACAAGAUCAUGAUGCCUAUCAGCCACUUCUUAGUGACUAUCAUGUUCUAGAGAAAAGAUUUGAAGAGAUGAAACGAGAUUUAGAAGCUGAAACUUUACUACGCACGGAUUUAGAAAAUAAAAUUCUUGGACUUAAAGAACAAUUGGAUUUCCGUUCUCGUCUAUUCGAUGAAGAACGUGAAAAAUUAGUUGAACGUAGUAUGUAUAUUGAAGAAGAAGUUGAAGGCCGAAAACAAGCAGAAUACGAAAGUCGGCUGGCCGAUGAACUCAGAUCAAUUCGAGAUCAGACAGCAAGUGAAUUAGAAGAGUAUAAGAUACAAAUGGAAGAAACAUUUGAGAACAAGCUUGGACAGCUGAAGUCAUCAGCUAAUUUCAGUGCUGAAGAUGCUACUCGUCAACGAACUGAACUGUUGAUAGCUCGAAAGAGAGCGGAUGAUCUUUCUCAUGAUUUAUCCAAAAAAAUUGCCGAGCUCGAUCUGCUUCAACGAAGAGUUGCUGAUCUCGAACGACAAUUGGCUGAUGAAAGGCGUGACUUUGAAUCUCAGCUACUUUUCCAACGUCAAGAGGUAAAUCGAUUGAAAGAAGAACUAGAGGAGAGUUUCCGUGAAUUCACUGAUCUUAUGAACACGAAAAUUGCAUUGGAUCAAGAAAUACUAAUGUAUCGAAAAAUGUUAGAGGGUGAAGAAUCCAGGCUUAAUCUGACACCAGCUCCACGAGAUUCACCGUUCAAUAUUCAACCUGGUAGUAAACGCCGGCGUACUGAAGCAGACUAUGAUGGAGAUGAAUCGUCUGCCAUGUUAACAGGGACAAGCUUUAUGCCGUCUCGUUCAAGAUUCGCUUAUCGUGUGUCAUGCACUACACACGGACCGUUGGAAUUCUUUAAAGAACAGGAUAGCCAUGGAAAAUGGAUAAAGAUACAUAAUACGUCGACAGAUGAAGUAACAAUGGGCAACUGGGAGCUUGUUCAUGAAGCUGAUGGGCAUGAAACUCGUUACAAAUUCUCUCGAUCAUUCGCUUUGAAACCGGGUGCAACAUGCACAAUUUGGAGUCAAGAUGCUGAAGGCAGUUCACACAAUCCACCAGCUGAUGUGACAAUGAAGAAUAAGAGUUUCCAUUCAGGCAAUGAUAUUACAAUAUUAUUGUUGGAUUCAGAAAAUGAAGAACAAGCUAAAUGCACUGUGAAACGUGAAAGAAUACGUUCAGCAGGUGUUGGUGGUCGUAAAGGUGGUAUGCGUGGACACGAUGAGAAGUGUCAUCUGAUGUAAUGGUGUGGAAAGAAGAAGCUGUUGGUGGUGUAGAUGAUGUAUUGUGACUUUUUUUGGCAUUAUAUCAUCGAUAAACAAUUUGUGUGUGUGUUUGUGUGUAAUGUGCAUUUGUUUUUCUCUCUCUCUCUCUUUCUUCAAAAACAAACAAUAAAUGUCCCGCCCCCCCGUUUUGUUACCAUGCCAACGAACUGAAUAAUACUGAAGAAAAACGAUGUGACAACAACAGAUGACAUUUUGCUGUCUUUUGCUACUUCUUCUUUGUAAUACAUUUGCAGAUCUGUUGAAAAACGUGUAUCUGUACGUGUCUUUAGUGUAUGUAAUUUCUCUUCUUGACCCGAGUGAGACAAUUGAAUGAUCAUUAACCUCGACAAGAACACCUUCUGUCUCUUUUGUGUGUGUGUGUACGUUUGUGCUGUGUACGCUGGUGAAGUCAAAGAAGAAGAAGAAGAGGGACAAAGGUGUGACGUGUGUAAUACCUCGUCGUCGUCAUUAGCGUCAUCAUACUUGCACCAAUAUUCACCAAUAUGUUUCUUACUAUUUUUGGUAUCACAGUUGCGCCCAAUUGAUCUGGUCUCAUUAUUUAAUUAGCAUGCUAAAAUUAUAUUUUUUCUAAUCUAUUAUAGAUGCACCUUUACCCGUGUUCUCAUCUGCCGUUGUGGUUGUUGUUUGUCAUUUUUAUAUGACUACUCUUCAGCUAGCUUACUCGCUUACUUACUUACUUAUUUGCUUACUUACCUCUACGAGUCAUUAUAUUGCCCAUUUUUUUUUGUAGCUUCUGCUUUAUAUAACGCGCUAUUUGUGUGUGUUUCUUUGUUAUUAUGGUUAGUUGUCAUUUGUUGUUCUCUUCUGUUCAUCGCAUAUAUAUGCAUACAUAUGACUUACACGGCUCUCUGCACAGCUUUAAGCAUCAUAAAGGUAAUUAUCGAAUUCAUAACCGAUUUUUAUUACUAUUACUAUUGUUAACAUUGUUCGUAUCCAUCUAUCUACCUGUCUGUCUAUCUAUUGAAAUAGGUAUUUUUCUAAAUAUAAAUAUACAUGUAUAUUCAUCAUAAGUGUACACUCCUCUCAUACAUUCAUACUAAUUAUAAAGUUCUUAAAACAAAAAGUCAACUGUUGUUCCAAA